Molecule: messenger RNA, 2067 nt
Organism: Thrips palmi
Lineage: Eukaryota; Metazoa; Arthropoda; Insecta; Thysanoptera; Thripidae
Product: transcription factor collier-like
Exons: 13
Coding region: 77-1378 (433 amino acids)
Biological process (GO): regulation of transcription by RNA polymerase II
Molecular function (GO): RNA polymerase II cis-regulatory region sequence-specific DNA binding; DNA-binding transcription factor activity, RNA polymerase II-specific
Source: RefSeq, a predicted model, not a curated record
GCACCCGCACCCGCACCCGCACCACCACCGCGCCCUCAAGGAGGAGCCCCUCACCAGCUCGCAGCUCCGCGCCUGGAUGCACCAGCCCGCGCCCGUGGACCACGGCAGCCUGGGGCUGAGUCGGGCGCACUUCGAGAAGCAGCCGCCCAGCAACCUGAGAAAGUCCAACUUCUUCCACUUCGUGAUCGCCCUGUACGACCGGAGCGGCCAGCCCGUCGAGAUCGAACGAACUGCCUUCAUUGGUUUCAUAGAGAAAGACCAGGUAGGCAAUGAAGUCGACGAGACGAAAACAAACAACGGAAUUCACUAUAGGCUACAGCUGCUCUACGCCAAUGGAGUCAGACAAGAACAGGACAUCUACGUGCGGUUAAUCGACGCAGUGACCAAACAGGCGAUCGUCUACGAAGGCCAAGACAAGAACCCCGAAAUGUGCCGAGUCCUCCUUACACACGAAGUCAUGUGCAGUCGGUGUUGUGACAAGAAGAGCUGUGGAAAUAGGAACGAAACGCCGUCCGACCCCGUCAUCAUAGACAGGUUCUUCCUCAAGUUCUUCCUGAAAUGCAAUCAAAACUGUCUCAAGAACGCCGGCAACCCGAGGGACAUGCGGAGGUUCCAAGUGGUGAUUUCGACGCAGGUGAGCGUGGACGGCCCCCUCCUGGCCGUCUCGGACAACAUGUUCGUCCACAACAACUCCAAGCACGGUCGGCGCGCCAAGAGGCUGGACCCCUCUGACGGACUGUACCCUCCCCUGCCGGUGGCCACCCCCUGCAUCAAGGCCAUCAGCCCCGCCGAGGGCUGGACCAGUGGCGGCGCCACCGUCAUCAUCAUCGGCGAGAACUUCUUCGACGGCCUGCAGGUCGUGUUCGGGACCAUGCUCGUCUGGAGCGAGCUGGUGACGUCCAACGCCAUCCGGGUGCAGACCCCUCCCCGCCACAUCCCGGGCGUCGUGGAAGUCACCCUCUCCUAUAAAUCAAAACAGUUCUGCAAGGGCGCCCCCGGCAGAUUCGUCUACGUCUCCCUGAGCGAACCCACCAUCGACUACGGCUUCCAGAGGCUGCAGAAACUCAUACCCAGACACCCCGGCGACCCGGACAAGCUGCCCAAGGAGAUCAUCUUGAAGCGGGCGGCCGACCUGGCCGAGGCGCUGUACAGCAUGCCCAGGAACAACCUGCCGCUGUCCGCGCCGCCGCGGUCGCCCACCAGCAUGACCACCUCCAACGGCAUGAGCGGCGUCGGCGGCGUCGGCUUCAACUCGUACUCCGGGCAGCUGGCCGUCAGCGUGCAGGACACCAGUGGACACGGUCAGUGGACAGAAGAAAUGGGCAGCUUCUUCUCCACGUCGUUCUCCUCGAUGAACCCCUUCACCCUCCAGACGUGAGCUGGACCUGCACUGGGAGACGCGAAGACAGCGGGCCGGCCGGACGUCCCCGAUGGAGAAGCGAUUGUCUCGAUCGAGUCUCGAUGGCGCCCUCCAGCCGGCCGAACCUAGAUUCUUUUCCGUACAGUCCGUGAAUACGCACGGGGAGUCCUCGCUCUGCGUGGUUAGUCACGGCAUCUGUAUAUAAGUGGUAUCAACCUGUGUGAUUGAGUAAAUGUAUAGUGCUGUUUUGUACACUUCCUUGCUAGUGAUUACUUUGUUAUAUCCGUGGGUCAAAUUGUGGAACGGUAUACAACGAGCGUGAUGUGUUGUUAUUAUUGUUAUUGUUGAGUUUGUGAGAAAGUUUUUCUCGGCUUAUUUAUUGAGUACAAAUCAUUGUUUUGGUUGAGUUUAUUAUUAUUAUCAUGAUUAUUAUUAUUUAUUUGUUUCCGAUGGACAAGUGCAAUUUUAUAGUGAAUUUUGUUGGUUAAAGUCAUUCCUUAUUAUAGCUAAAUGGUAACAAUUUGAGGGCGUGUUUGGGCAAUGCUCAGGUCACUUUCGAUAUCCUUGAUCAUAUCAAUGAGUCAUUGAACAUUUCAUAAUUGUAAUUAUCCUUCUCGUACUUCCUGUAAUGCCUCUCCUUUUUGUCUUUUCGUGAUCAAAUCCACCAAUAAAGAUCCCAACACAUAUCUAUAAGAUCGUACAAUUAA